GCUGCUACUUUCAGCUGAGGUGCAGCUUUUUGUUUCCCUUCAAAAGGAUUUUACAGAUAACUUUUGUGUGUGUUUAAUAUUACCAGCUGUACCUUAUGAAAAUUAUCAAUAUACUCUUUAUCAAAGGCCAAAGUAAAUCAUGGGUCUCUGCAAAUGUCCAAAGCGACGAGUUACAAAUCAGUUUUGUUUCGAACAUAGAGUAAAUGUUUGUGAAUAUUGUAUGGUCACGAAUCACCCUAAGUGUAUAAUUCAAUCAUACCUGCAAUGGCUACAGGACAGUGACUACAAUCCUAUCUGUGAAAUUUGCACAAAUAGCUUAAGUGAGGGAGAGUGUAUCCGACUCACUUGUUACCAUGUAUUCCACUGGGCUUGCACCGAGGCCCGAUACCGGGCACUCCCUCGAACCACGGCCCCAGCAGGUUACCAAUGUCCAUCAUGUGCUACUCCAGUGUUCCCACCUCAGAAUCUUGUGUCCCCGGUAGCUGAUGUGCUGAGAGAAAAACUGGCUGGAGUCAACUGGGCCCGAGCGGGGCUUGGUCUACCAUUGCUUUCAGAGGACCAAGACCUAAAAGCCGCAGUCCGACGCAGUCAGUCGCCCGAGUUCUACGCCAGCGCAGACUCCCAGCGCGGCACGCCGGUCGGAGCCAGCGACGAUGAGUCUGCACGUAACAAUGGCGCCCAACAUUCCAUAGUACAGAUACCUGACGAACACAUGUAUGACCAUACUUCUGUCAAGAGGAGCGACAGUUUACAAGGUCAGUGAGCCUUUAUUUUUCAAU
Messenger RNA from Cydia strobilella, 779 nucleotides. RefSeq names its product zinc finger protein-like 1. NCBI's taxonomy places the organism in Eukaryota, Metazoa, Arthropoda, Insecta, Lepidoptera, Tortricidae. Bases 140 to 763 code for a protein of 207 amino acids. The transcript is spliced from 4 exons. The record is from RefSeq and is a predicted model, not a curated record. Gene Ontology annotation, cellular component: Golgi apparatus.